GGGAGGGUGAAUGAUUAUGGAAGAGGAUGCAAUGGGGAGAAGGUUUAAUAGAAGAAAAGGUGAAACCCAACAGUCCCAUAAACCCCAAAAUCCCAAAUCCAAACGAUGUCUCUUCAAAUUGAGGCAAACCCAAUGAACUCAGACAGCGAUGGAGAAGAUCUUCUAUUCUAUUGACUCUUGUUUCUUCUUCUUUCUUAUAUAAACAACUUCUUCCAAAUUCUUUUCCAUAUAUAUAUAUAUACACAUCUUUAUCUACUUCUUCCAUUUUCUUUUCUUCUCUAAUUAACCAUUCAAUUCCCAAGGAUGCGCAACGUGGGUAGUUCAAGCUCUGCCCGAGGCAUCGCCGCCAUUGUUGGUGUUGGCCCAAAGCUCGGCCGUUCUAUCGCUCGCAAGUUCGCGCACGAGGGCUACACCGUCGCUAUUCUCGCUAGAGACUUGGGUAGGUUAUCGAGAUUUGCGGAUGAGAUUGCCAGAGAAGAGAAGGCUCAAGUGUUUGCGAUUCGAAUAGAUUGCUCUGACUCGAGGAGUGUGCGAGAGGCAUUCGAAGGAGUGCUGUCUCUGGGAUUUGUCGAGGUUUUGAUUUACAAUGCGAAUCAGCAAGUUUCGAGGAAACCCACAAGGUCAACCGACGUUCGUAUUGAGUCAUUUGAGAAAUCUCUCGCUGUUUCAUCGGUGGGUGCUUUCCAUUGCUCCCAACAGGUUCUUCCGGGGAUGGUGGAAAGAGGAAGGGGUACGAUUCUCUUUACAGGCUGCUCAGCUUCUCUGAAUGGCGUUGCGCUGUGGGAAAUUCGCAUUAAGAGCAUUAUCUCAGUGCUUGGCCAGAGAGCUCCAGCCCCUGGGAAUACACGUCGCUCAUAUCAUCAUUGAUGGUAUCAUUGGCCUACCAAGGGCAAGUCCAACAUCCAACAGAGGAGGGUCCUCCUCCUCAUCAUCUACGUCGUCCUCCUCAUCCAUUGGAUCGCAUUUACAGAGUGGAAUUGGCGAUGGAACAAUGGACCCAGAUGCGCUGGCUCAGACUUAUUGGCACUUGCAUGUUCAGGACCGGACUGCAUGGACCCAAGAAAUUGAUCUCCGACCUUCAAACCCCAGAUUGUUCUAACUCCAUCCUUUUUCUUUUCUUUUCUUUUCUUUUCUUUUGGAGAGAAAAAGAACAGCAUCAUCAUUAGAAGAAAAGAAGUCGUAUUCUGUUGUGUUCUGUUGUGUUCUGUUCUGUUCUGUUGUGUGCUUGAGCUUGUCCCACAUAUUUUAAUAUUCUGUCACAAAACGCGAAAGGGCUCACACCCAAUCAUUUUGAUUCACAGACGUGUCUUUCUGAAUCCCCCACCUGCCGGUCAAAAUCCAAGCUUUAUACUCUCUCUCUCUCUCUCUCUCUCUCUCGAAGAUACCCUCUCCAUUGAUUCUUUGUUGAAAUGGAUUAUGUAUGGAUUAUGAUUCUGGUUUCCAAUAAGCUUGAUAGUUUAGGAAGUGAGUGGUGGUUUGAUCAGCAGUUUGGUUGUUGUUUGUGUAUGUAAUGUUGAAGAUUUGAUUGAUUCUUGUUAUGAUUGAAUGGGUUUUGAUGAUCA
Messenger RNA from Cucurbita pepo subsp. pepo (vegetable marrow), 1562 nucleotides. The record is from RefSeq and is a predicted model, not a curated record. Lineage: Eukaryota; Viridiplantae; Streptophyta; Magnoliopsida; Cucurbitales; Cucurbitaceae.